GCUUCACAGAGACCGGGGGGGCUCGGUGGAGAGUCGCAGGCUCGGGGGGCUUCCGAUCCAAACUGCGCAACUGGACUAAUAAUAAUAAUAGUAAUAGUAAUAGUAAAAAACACAAAACAGGACCUUUUUUUUUACAUUUUAUUUUUUUGAUCAUCAGACAUAAACAUGGAGAACGUGCUGGCAGUUCUUAAUUUGGGGGARUUAGCCCACGCUUUCUCCAAAAUGGGAAUGUUUCCUGUGUUUGACCUGGCUUAUUACAUCGUCUCCAUCCUCUACCUCAAAUAUGAACCAGGCUCGGUGGAGGUUUCCCGCAGGAGUCCCGUGGCCUCCUGGCUCUGUGCCAUGCUCUACUGCUUCGGUAGUUACAUCCUGGCAGACAUCAUGCURGGGAGCAGCCCCGUCGACUAUUUCCAACACAACAGCCACAUCCUGCUGGCCUCGGCUGUCUGGUAUCUGAUCUUUUACUGCCCCCUGAACCUCUUCUACAAAUGCGUGGCUUUCCUGCCGGUCAAGCUGGUGUUGGUCGCCCUGAAGGAGGUCGUCCGCGUCCGUAAGAUCGCUGCAGGUGUUCACCACGCCCACCARGCCUACCAUCACGGCUUCUUCAUCAUGGUGAUCGUUGGAUAUGUCAAAGGAUCUGGAGUGGCGCUUAUGUCCAAUUUUGAGCAGCUGCUGCGCGGUGUGUGGAGGCCCGAGACCAACGAGAUCCUCAGCAUGUCAUUCCCAACUAAAGCCAGUCUGUACGGAGCCAUCCUCUUCACCCUGCAGGAGGCCCACUGGCUGCCAGUGUCCAAGAGCACCCUCAUCCUCGUCUUCACCCUCUUCAUGGCCACAUGCAAGGUGGUGAUGACGGCCCGACACUCUCAUGGUUCCCCCUUCGCCCUCAUCGAGUCCUGGACUUGUCACCUGCUGUUCGGCUCUCCUCUCGGCUGCGGCGAGGAAGACAACCAUCACGCUCCCGUGGCGGCAGCACCGUCUUCUCCUCUCAAAAGCAAAGAGGAGCUGAGCGAAGGCGCCCGCAAGAGGAAGGCCAAGAAAGCGGAGUAAAACGUCGUGCUGCGUCUGACGUCCCAUUCCCCCGCCUUUUUUUUGUGUGUGUUUGUUUUUUUAAAGAAAAGGAGCAGUUCUUUCCGCCUCUGUUGGAGCAACACGGUGCUUUCUGUUUUCCUUAGGUUGAGGACUUUGGAAAUACCAAGGAAAAUGUUUCACACUUUAACCCGACCUGGACACUUAUUUAUUAAUGAACACCUGUGUGCUCGUCGCUCCGUUUCACAGGAUGUUUCCAAAUAAAGAGAGAAAAUUGAUUCAACUUCUUAAUCAGAUAAGUUGAGUGAAGCAUUACGUGGAAGAACAGUGAGAUGAAAACGACUUUGUUUAUCUUUAAAUAAAAUCAGAAAAACAUUGUGUUCUUGUUGUGCUUUUUUAUUCUAAAUAUCYCUCAGUGGGAUUUUAACACUUUGCCUUGAUUUUUUGUUCAGUUUCUUUAAAAUACUGAAAAAUGUGGCUUUUUAAAAAACAUCUAUUUUUUAUUGUCAGCAUUUUUUUAAAAGAAAGAAUGUACAACAUUUAUUCUUUUAUUUUUUCAAAUAAUAUGUUCAAAUUUACCCACUGUGGUUUCAAUAAAGUUUCAUCUCAUCUCA
Messenger RNA from Austrofundulus limnaeus, 1640 nucleotides. RefSeq names its product transmembrane protein 38A (gene tmem38a). The transcript is spliced from 6 exons. Gene Ontology annotation, biological process: potassium ion transmembrane transport. NCBI's taxonomy places the organism in Eukaryota, Metazoa, Chordata, Actinopteri, Cyprinodontiformes, Rivulidae. Gene Ontology annotation, cellular component: membrane. The coding region runs from base 166 to 1047 and encodes 293 amino acids. The record is from RefSeq and is a predicted model, not a curated record. Gene Ontology annotation, molecular function: potassium channel activity; identical protein binding.